This is a messenger RNA of Symbiodinium pilosum, 1367 nucleotides long. Lineage: Eukaryota; Dinophyceae; Suessiales; Symbiodiniaceae. The record is from the annotation of a GenBank genome assembly.
GCGCUGCCCUCUCCCGCCCGGGCGCCCGACUUCAUGCGGAGGUCCAGGGCCGCUUUGUUUCUGUCGUCCAGGGACAAGGAGGUGUGUUGCACUGCAUCGACUCGAUUUGCUACCACACUGGUGGCCCCCUGGCCAUUGGCGACAUCGAGGAGGUCAAUGGGGAGCUUUGCAUUCGUUGUCCGUGGCACGACUACGGCGUUAGACUGACAGAUGGAGCGAAGCCGUACCAGUCCAUGAAAUUUGAUCCGGCAACCAAGAAGCUGAUUCCUGACGGCUGGAAGUACACACGCAACACGCAGCGGACACAUGAGGUGAUGCUUCGUGAGGGUGGCGGGCAGGAGGGAGGAAUUUGGGUAAAACUCAGCCAAGAGGGCAAGUUCGAGAGCGAUCAGUUUGCCUACAACGCCAACGCUGCUAAAAAUGUGGCACAAGGCGACCGCGCCUUUGCGCCGGACGGCAAAAGUCUUGAUUGCCCGGAGAAGCCUCCCUCUUCUGGCUACAAGAGGAGUGGCGAGGUGAUGGCGGAGCUGAGGGCGAAAGCGUCGGCCCAGAAGAUGCCGCCACCAGCUCUGCUGACCCAACCUGCUACCUUGCAGAGCUUGCAUCCGCGCGAGUGGCGGCCUUUCCGCCUUUUGAGCAAGAAGCAGCUGGCAGGCAGCAUCUGGCUGUUCCGCUUCGCUCUGCCUGCGGAGCAACGGCUUGGCUGGGCGUCGCUGCGGCAUGUUCAGAUACGCAUGACGUUGCCAAAGACGGAUGGAAGUGGUCCUGCAACUGUGGAGCGUGAAUACACUCCAGUCUCUCCGUUGGGCCGGCCGGGUAGCUUCGACUUGGCUGUGAAGAUCUACUCAGAAGGCUUGCUGACGCCUAGGCUUGCCAAGAUGGCACCAGGACAGUUGGUAGACAUGCGCGGGCCGCUGGGUGAUUUCAACCUCUCAUGGUCAGCAAAGACACUGACAAGGCUACAGCAGAUCGUAAACUUCCGAAGUCUGGUUUUCGUGGUGGCUGGCAGUGGCAUUACUCCAGCCAUCCAGGCACUUCAGGACUGGGUCGCUUCAGGCCUCGGGCGGAGUGAGAUCUCUGUCACGCUGGUCUACUCCAAUCGCUCAGAGGAUGAGAUCGCCUUCCUGACAGAAUUGCGACAGUUGGAGCAGCAGUUUGCCAGUCGCUUCCGCCUGUUCUUGGCAGUAAGCCAGCCCAAGGCUUUCAAGGAUGGUCAUUGCGGCCGCGUGGACCAGAAGGUGCUGGAGCAGUGGCUGGGCCAUGGGAGCAACGACACCCUGGCGCUGGUAUGUGGUCCGCCCGGCUUCAACGAUCUGAUGAAGGAGGGUUUGUGCAACCUGGGUUUCGCACACAUUUUCUGUUUGUAG